UUGAACUCACCAUUUCACCGGAAGUGACCUACCAAAGGAGACCGGAAAACAGCUGAAAAUCGAAGCCUUGUCAAAAAUAUAAACAAUAAAAAAGGAUCAAGUUCAGAUUACAGCAACAAACUGAGGAGACACAUUUGAAGAUCGUGGUUUCUGCAUGUGCUGACCAGCCCAUUGAUCAGCAAAAUGAGCAGCGGGGGAGCUGGGGAAAGCGGAAAAGUUCCAAAGAUUGGUUCUGUAGUCGAGGUGAUAGGAAAGGAGCAGCGUGGCACUGUUGCCUUCAUUGGCGUGACCCUAUUUGCUGCUGGGAAAUGGGUGGGUGUCAGACUCGAUGAACCCAAAGGCAAGAAUGACGGCACCGUCCAGGGGAAGCGCUACUUCACCUGUGAGGAAAACCAUGGAAUAUUUGUCAGGCAGUCUCAGAUCCAUGUCAUUGAUGAUGGCUCCAGUGCAACCUCUCCAGACACUCCCGAGUCUGGUGCUGCCAAGAGCCUUAGACAGAAAGAUAUUCCAGAGACUCCCAAAACAUCUAAACAGACACCUACGAGCAUUAAGAAGUCCUCUACCCGCCGUUCUGCCAAGUGGAGCACGCCACGGCGUCUAGCACCAGCCACUUCCCUCCCCUCCCUCUUGGUACGCCCUCCUGGCCGCUCCUGUCUACCACUCAUGACUUCCCGUGACAGUCUGUCAUCUGGCGACGUCAGCGAGGUGAGCCUGUCCACUCCCCAGGGUGCGCUGGGUGUUCCAGUCAUCCCUCAGCCCGGUGGAUCGUCCACAGCGGCAGCGACAUCUGUUCCUGCUACUCCCAGCAAGGCGGAACCUACCAUUUCCAAACAGGAGGAGGAGUCACUGCGGGCGCAGGUCAAGGACCUGGAGGAGAAGCUGGAGACGCUGAAGAUGAAGCGCACGGAGGACAAGGUCAAACUGAAGGAGCUGGAGAAGCACAAGAUUCAACUGGAGCAACUUCAAGAGUGGAAGACCAAAAUGCAGGAACAGCAGGCCGACCUGCAGAAGCAACUCAAAGAAGCCAAGAGGGAAGCACGUGACGCUCAGGAGGCCAAGGACCGCUACAUGGAAGAGAUGUCUGACACGGCAGAUGCCAUUGAGAUGGCAACUCUAGACAAAGAGAUGGCUGAAGAGCGAGCAGAGUCACUGCAGGUGGAGGUGGACACACUGAAGGAGAAAGUGGAGGAACUCUCCAUGGAUCUGGAGAUCCUUCGACACGAGAUUUCGGAGAAAGGUUCAGAUGGUGCUGCCUCCAGUUACCAUGUUAAACAGCUCGAGGAGCAGAACAGCAGGUUAAAGGAGGCUUUGGUCAGGAUGCGUGACCUGUCUGCCUCUGAGAAACAGGAGCAUGUGAAGCUGCAAAAGCAGAUGGAGAAGAAGAACACAGAGAUGGAGACCCUGAGGACUCAGAAGGAGAAAUUGCAGGAGGAGGUCAAGCAGGCCGAGGCCACAGUCGAUGAACUAAAAGAACAGGUGGAUGCUGCCCUUGGUUCAGAGGAGAUGGUUGAGACUCUGACAGAGAGGAAUCUUGACCUUGAGGAGAAAGUCCGAGAGCUGAGAGAAACUGUGACUGAUCUGGAGGCAAUUAAUGAAAUGAAUGACGAGCUCCAGGAGAAUGCCAGGGAGACUGAAAUGGAGCUGAGAGAGCAGCUGGACCUGGGCACCGCAAAGGUCAGAGAGGCGGACAAGAGGGUGGAGGCUGCCCAGGAGACCGUGGCUGAUUACCAGCAGACCAUCAGCAAAUACAGAGAGCUCACUAGCAGACUACAGGAGGCCAACAAAGAGCUGAUGACUCAGCAGAGUGCAAGUACUGAACAAGUACAACAACCUCCCGCAGAACUUUUUGACUUCAAGAUCAAAUUUGCAGAAACAAAAGCGUAUGCCAAGGCCAUUGAGAUGGAGCUAAGGAAAAUGGAGGUGGCUCAGCUGAAUCGCCAAGUAUCUCUGCUCACUUCCUUCAUGCCCGAUUCCUUCCUCCGUCACGGUGGAGACCAUGACUGCAUACUGGUGCUCCUGCUCAUCCCCAGGAUUAUUUGCAAGGCUGAACUCAUCAGCAAACAGGCGCAGGAAAAGUUUGACUUGAACGGGAACCCGGCCCAAGGCACAGCACUCAAGGGUCCUCCGGGAGAACAGCGUAGUUUUGCUUCAGGACUGGUGUACUCCCUCAGUUUGCUGCAGGCCACCUUGCACAAAUAUGAGCAAGCUCUGAAUGUGUGCACAGUGGAGGUUUUUAAGCGAAUGGGUACGCUCUACUCUGAAAUGAGCUUCCACGAGCGAUCUCUGGAUUAUUUCAUCGACUUGCUGCACAAAGACCAACUGGAUGAGACUGUUCAGGUGGAACCGCUGACCAAGGCCAUCAAAUAUUACCAGCAAUUAUACAGCGUUCAUCUGGCAGAUCACACAGAGGACUGCACAGUCCAACUGGCUGACCAUGUUAAGUUUAUCCAGAGUGCUCUGGACUGUAUGGGAGUGGAGGUAGCUCGUCUGAGGGCAUUCCUAGCAGCAGGCCAGGAAAACUCUACGCUGGCUGUUCUCCUGAAGGACCUGGACACUUCCUGCUCAGACAUCAAACAGUUCUGCAAGAAGAUCCGACGUCGCAUGCCCGGUACAGAUGCUGUCGGUGCACCCGCUGCUCUCAAUUUUGGACAACAGGUGUCCGAAGGGCUGACUGAGUGCAGACGUCAACUGACCCGUGUGGUCGCCGUGCUCCAGGAAGUGGCAGCAGCUGGAGCUCAGAUGGUCGCUCCGCUUGGUGAUCAGGAAGGAUUGAAUGCUCUUAAACUGGAGGAUACUGCCUGCAAGGCUGUGGAACAGGUGUAUGGUGCUCAUGGGCUGAAUGGUCCCGAGUGCCUACGUCAGUCUUGCAGAGCUAUCAUCGCAACAAUGAACAAGACGGCCACAGCCAUGCAGGAAGGAGAGUACGAUGCAGACAAACCACAGGGCAAGAGUCCUCCAGUGGAAACGAGAGCAGCCACGGUCAGAGCUGAGAUGACUGAUGCUGAGGGACUUGGAGUUAAACUAGAAGACAGAGAAACCGUCAUCAAGGAGCUUAAGAAGUCCCUCAAAAUCAAGGGAGAAGAACUGAGUGAGGCUAAUGUCCGUCUGAGCCUGCUUGAGAAAAAGCUGGACACGUCCACCAAGGAUGCAGAUGAACGUGUGGAGAAGAUCCAGACCAAACUGGAUAAGAACCUCGACUUGCUGAAAAAGAAAGAAAAGGAAUUUGAAGAGACGAUGGAUGCUCUCCAAGCUGACAUCGACCAGCUGGAAGCAGAAAAGGCUGAGCUGAAACAGCGCAUCAAUAAUCAAUCAAAGAUGACCAUAGAAGGCUUGCGUGGCAUGCCUGCUUCUGGAAUUGCCUCUGCCGUAGGACCAGCAGGGAGUUUGUCCCAGAUAUCAGGACCAAUGCAAGUGGUGGACUCUCCUCUUCUCCAGCAGCAGCUUGAAGCUCAGAGACUCGGCAUUAAACGCCUCAAGAACGAAAAUAAUAGACUUAAGGCGGAGAAGAUGAGCGCACAGCUGGCCUCCCUACCGCCUCUCUACCCUCCCAAACUGCCUAAGAUGUCCAAAGAGAGCUCCACACCACCUGAAGGACUUAAUACAGGCAUCUACCGCAGGACCGACCAGCUGCUAGCGACCCUUCUUAAACUGAGUGCAGAGGUCAAAGUGGUGGACAUUACCGGGAAGACGUCAGUCAGCGCCAGCUCCCAGCUGCUGGAGCAAACCGCACGGCUACAAAACCUCAGCGAUGCUCUGGCCAAACUCAAGGGUGAAGUAGCAGAACACGUGGUGUCCCAUCAGCCUGGAGCAAAAGCUGCAUCGGACUUUGCCACCUUCCCUGUCUCCUCAUUCGUCAAGGCCAAAGAAGAGAAGAAUGGCGGAACAGUGUUUGUGGGCCGUGUCGCCAUUCCUUGCAGCCGGGGACAAGAACAAGUCCACCGUCUUGUCCUGUCACAGCAGCAGCUGCAAAAUGUGCACCGCCUCCUCAUGGCCUGAAGCAACUCUUUUUUUACUUUUAUUCCUAUCCGUACUUUGAUAUUUUCUCAUAUAUAGUUAAUAUGGAUAAUAGAAGAUUCAGUGAUUUGGAUUUAACUUGUCACUGCUACAUUUUUCACUUUACAGGGGAAAUUAGAUAAAUCGUUGUACACAGGUGCAAUGAAUUUAAAUCUGGUGCAAAAGUGACAUGAUUACAGGAGUUCAAAUCAGACUAAGAGACCAAUUAAAGGGUUGUGAGGUUUUUGCAGUACAUUUGCGGAUUGCAGCACAAACCAGGGGUUUACAAUACUGGAAUUAACCAUUUUUAGGCCUACUGAAUGUGGAGCUUUCAUCAGUUGUAACCUAUCAUCAAAAUGUAUACUUAUAUUACAGAAAACACAAUUUGUUGUAUUUGUAAUAGUUCCUAUAAUAAAAAGCAACCACUUGA
Molecule: messenger RNA, 4423 nt
Organism: Doryrhamphus excisus (bluestripe pipefish)
Lineage: Eukaryota; Metazoa; Chordata; Actinopteri; Syngnathiformes; Syngnathidae
Source: RefSeq, a predicted model, not a curated record